Messenger RNA from Gigantopelta aegis, 1171 nucleotides. RefSeq names its product multiple epidermal growth factor-like domains protein 10. Gene Ontology annotation, molecular function: scavenger receptor activity. The record is from RefSeq and is a predicted model, not a curated record. The coding region runs from base 1 to 1068 and encodes 355 amino acids. NCBI's taxonomy places the organism in Eukaryota, Metazoa, Mollusca, Gastropoda, Neomphalida, Peltospiridae. The transcript has 7 exons.
AUGGACGCCAUCUUGAAUUGUGGACUUAUGCAAGAGUGCCCUGAUGGUCAAUACGGAAAAGCUUGUGGAAAAUCGUGUGCGGACCGGAAAUGUCUGGAUAGCUCCAGUUCCUGUGAUCACGUGACUGGAGAGUGUGACAGCGGCUGUCAACGAGGAUAUCAGUCUGUUGAUUGUACCGAGCUUUGUUCUGUUGGAACAUAUGGCUACAACUGCAACGCGUCAUGUGAUGAUCGACACUGCAGUGGUAAUCAAGACUGUGACAGAUUUUUUGGUAACUGUACUCAGGGCUGUGUGAGUGGCUGGGAAUUGACAGACUGCGCAGUUGAAUGUUUUGAUGGCACGUACGGUCCUGAGUGUAAAUCCAACUGUAGUGAAAGACACUGCAAAGGAGACAUCAAGUCAUGUGAUACACAAACUGGAACGUGUCUUAAUGGUUGUCAGUCAGGAUGGAAGAGUACAAGUUGUACCGUAGCAUGUGACACUGGUACAUAUGGCCCAGACUGUCGGUUACCAUGCUCACAGAGACAUUGUCAGGACGAAGCUGCCAGUUGUGACCAUGUUACUGGUUCCUGUGGAGGUCCAUGCAAGGGUGACUGGAAGGACAUAGACUGUACAGCCCAAGCUGUCACUUCCAACUGUGAUUCCACCACCAUUGCCCUUUCCGUUGUGGCAGGUGUUCUGUUUGUAUUGUUGGUCAUAGUGACGAGUCUUUUCAUCUGGCACCUCAAAGGUCAUAGAGUGAAGUCGGACUCGUAUCAGCAAGAGAUGAGAAAAAUAAACACGAACCCACCCAGCCAACCUACAGACCCCAGCGCUGUAGAAUAUGAAAUCGUCGAUAGACAAGAUGGCGGCCACAACAGUCCCAGAGCUUUCAGUUCUCAACAAGUCGACACGCCCCGUUCAGCCAAUUAUGGCAAUUCUCCGACGUCACGUGAUCAAAUUGAUGCCCAGCCGAGACAUUCUGACAGUGGGGGUGGCUAUGUUAAUACAGGACAAACGAAUGAAUACGAAAAGCUUGAUUUAUCCAACCCACCGCAGAAUGACUAUGACAGGAUAACUGGUGUCUAGACAACUGGGAAUGAAAACCCUGUUCAUAAGCUCGAGAUUACCGAGUAAUACGACAACAUUUAUUACAUUAGCAGAAGGGGCUGUAGGAUAUUUUGUGUUUAGG